Carcharodon carcharias (great white shark) is the source of this 903-nucleotide messenger RNA. RefSeq names its product zinc finger C2HC domain-containing protein 1B-like. Bases 1 to 903 code for a protein of 300 amino acids. The transcript is spliced from 8 exons. The record is from RefSeq and is a predicted model, not a curated record. Lineage: Eukaryota; Metazoa; Chordata; Chondrichthyes; Lamniformes; Lamnidae.
AUGCAGGUGCUGCAGAACUGCCGGUUUCCUGUGCUUGAUGAGUUCAGUAUAGCAUCAGCACCUGGAGCUUCGUCCAUGGCAAAGCAGAAUCUGAACCUUGUGCCCUGUAGAAACUGUGGAAGAAAUUUUGAACCCAGUAGUCUGGAAAGACAUGAACCCAUCUGUAGCAAAGUCGCUAAUAAGAAAAAAAAAGUAUUCAAUUCAUACAAGCAAAGAGCUGCUGGGACAGACAUUUCAUCGGCAAGAGGGCUGCCAGCUGCAAAGCAUUCUCCACCUGUAUCACAUUGGAGACAACAGCAUGAAGAUUUCAUCAACAGCGUCAGGUCAGCCAGACUUGCAACAGAAGCUGUAAGAAAGGGCCUUCCACUACCCCCUCCACCACCUGCCAGCAUCAAUCCAGAUUACGUUGAGUGCCCAUACUGCAAUAGACGCUUCAACGAAACAGCUGCAGAGCGACACAUCAACUUCUGUAAGACCAACGCCAACCGCAAGACUGUGCCCAGACAAGCCCCACCGCCUUCGUCCUCCUUUCAGCCCAGAGCUCCACCACCAGUGGCACAAGUUCAGUUGGCCUCUAAGCAGCCCACAGGCUCAGCUAGAGUUCCAGCUUUGUCGUCCACCUCAUACCAACCACCGAAAGGCCCUCCUGUACAACCCCCUGUACGGAAAACACAGGCUGCGCACUCACGCCCAACAACAUAUUCGCCACCCUCGGCAGCAGGUACCCCAUCAAAAGGCAAACUGACUUCAGCCGCCCAAGCUGUCAUGGGAAUGACCAGAGAUUACGAUGAUCCUUCCACCAGCCGGAAAGCAACCAGCAUGAAAACUUCUUCCACGCAGCAAUUUGACUCUCCAUGUUCCCGAUCCUCUGCAACUGUUAUCCGGGGCUCCCUGAUUGAGUGA